UUCUGAAAUCGACGAAUCGAUCGGUCGAAUCGCCGGUCGUUAUCGAACACUGCAUCGAACUUAUUCGGGAAGCGAAUCCAAUUUUGCAUUUACACACUUUACUUAAAAAUUAUAACCAAAUAAAAUAUUUUGAAUCGGCCCACAAUUUCCCGAUGGUCAACCCAUAUAUUAAAGCCAGCUUUAAGUUGGCAAAAGAGAUUCGCCGUCAAAGUUGGUUGGCCACUGACAGCGGGAGAAAAUUUAGUCUUGGUUGCGCAAUUAUAGCCAGUGUUGGUUCUGCUGCAUACAAUAUUCUACCUCAUUCAAUAUUAUUGGAUCGUUAUAGGGAACUCUUUCAGAUGUACAGAAAGAAAGCACCGGUCACAGUUUCGUCGAAAAUAAAAAAAUACUUGGACACUGUUCUACAGGAACUCGGGAUAUCAGCCGAGCAGCAAGCCUUGCUGAAACCAUUCACAGUUAACGGGUUUGACUUGUUUCAUGCUGGCACAACCGUAUUGAGCACUGGAGCUAUCAUAGGUGUGCCUACCAGCUUUAACUAUGAGGGCAUCGAAGACAUUGAACCUUCCAAUUUAUUAGUACAGAGCAGACAUGUUGACUGGAGUCAAACCGAUGGGAAAAAUCUAUUAUCUGCACUCACAUUAUCAGAAAAAGCGCGAAAAUUUGCGAUAGCUCGAGAGAUUGUACGAUGCCAAACUAUCGAACCCAUAUUGAACAGCAUGUAUCCCCCAUUUUGCAUAUUGAUGACAUAUGGCAUUGCGCGUAAAAUGAAUAGUUUCAUGCAUCAUCUUCCCCGUUCAUCGUUCUUGAAUUUCAUUAAGUACAGUUUACUGGGUCUAUUUUUCCUUGGAAAUUGGACGUGUUUAAAAGAUGUAACAAGUUGUAGUUUUGACAGGGAUUGUGAUGUUCAAGUGGCAGAGUUGGGUGAAGAUUAUCUAAAGGGUGGCCAAGAGUUUUAUGACAAGAUAUUACAGAGAAAUAUAGCACUGAGAAAUUUGAUGGGAAAAGAAGGUGUAAAAUUAUAUUCAGCUACAGGUAACGACGAAUUUUUCAUCAGGCAAAAGAGACUACCGAUCAUUCAAAGGAAGCUGUAUUUUGAUAAAGCAAUAAAAAAUUUCAGUGAGAGAUAUCAACCUAGUUGACUUUGUUUCAUUUUUUCUAUCUGGCACUAUGGUCAAUUAUUAAAUUCAUGUUCACUCUGCUGUUUAUUCGAUUCACAACAGAUGAUACAAUUGUUGUUAAUUCAAUAAAUACUCGUCAUAAAAUGCUAUUUGUUUCUGUAAUGUGAAGAUUUGAUAUUUGUCAAAAUAUAUGCAAUUAGUUUGUUAGUGUUUAAAAUUAUACAUCAGUGUAAAUAAUAAUAUACAAAUAUUCUGAUUAGGCAAAUUAUUUGUACAGACCUUUUCGUUUCUGCCCAUAAUUACAACCGUAUUAGUGGUAACCCUUCUGAUUGCGUACUACCCUUUUUCGUACUACCAAAUCUAUCUGAAAUUUUCAAAAGUGUUAGACUCCGUUAAACUAUCAUUAUAUUUAAUAUUUCUCUCUUUUGUUGAUAUAACUAAACAAAUGUACGUAUUUAUAAUUCACUAUAGAUUAGUGAUAUAAUUUGAAUUCAUGUAUCUGACACUGACUUCCAAAAUUACGCUAGUUUCACUCACGGCAGUCGUGUCACGACUACUUCAAAAUAAUAAUAAUUUUACAAAUUAUGGCGGAACACCUAUUUCCUUAUAGAUACCAGCCCCACAGAAGGUAAUCCACCAGUUUGUAUAAAGCCUACUGUUAUAAAAGACCAAGCGAGCCCAGCUGAAAACCAAACAUGAAAAAAUUUCAUUUUGUGAAAUCAAUUUGUAAAAAUGUAUCAUACUAAUUAUUUAAGUGGACAUUAAACUACACGCACCAACGUCA
Molecule: messenger RNA, 1902 nt
Organism: Athalia rosae (coleseed sawfly)
Lineage: Eukaryota; Metazoa; Arthropoda; Insecta; Hymenoptera; Athaliidae
Product: transmembrane protein 177
Exons: 2
Coding region: 153-1139 (328 amino acids)
Source: RefSeq, a predicted model, not a curated record